AAAUCUUAGAAUUGAAAAAUGAUGUUGCGUAGAGUUGAAUUUCCUAUUUUGAAUGCACAUCAUAAUGGACGACGUUUGCUGCACUUACACUCAAAACUUGGUGCAAGAGUGCGGAUGAAUAAUAUUGAAGAAGAGUCCUUCCUACCAUAUGAAAAAUUGAAAAGAAAUAUAAGUGCUGUGCGACAAAGACUAAAAAGACCGCUUACAUUGUCCGAGAAGAUAUUAUAUGGACACUUGGAUGAACCAGAUAAGCAGGACAUUAAACGAGGUUCUUCGUAUUUGCGAUUGAGGCCUGAUCGAGUAGCAAUGCAGGAUGCCACUGCACAGAUGGCCAUGCUACAAUUUAUUUCCUCAGGACUCCCACAAGUUGCAGUACCGUCAACCAUCCAUUGUGACCAUUUGAUCCAAGCACAAUUAGGAGGAAGCCCUGAUUUAAAACGAGCUAAUGAAAUCAAUAAGGAGGUUUAUGAUUUUUUGUCCUCAGCGAGCAAUAAAUAUGGUGUUGGUUUCUGGAAACCAGGAAGUGGCAUUAUUCAUCAAAUUAUUUUAGAAAACUAUGCUUUUCCUGGGCUCUUGCUGAUAGGUACGGACAGUCAUACGCCGAUGGGAGGUGGUUUGGGAGGUUUAUGUAUUGGUGUUGGAGGCGCUGAUGCUGUUGAUGUUAUGGCAGAUAUUCCAUGGGAGUUAAAAUGUCCGCAAGUGAUUGGUGUCAAACUGACUGGUGAACUCUCAGGCUGGACGUCGAGUAAAGAUAUUAUCUUGAAAGUAGCAGAUAUACUUACUGUAAAGGGUGGCACAGGUUGUAUUGUGGAAUAUUUCGGUCCUGGUGUUGAUUCAAUAUCAGCAACCGGUAUGAGUACAAUAUGUAAUAUGGGUGCAGAAAUUGGUGCGACAACAUCGGUAUUUCCCUUCAACAACAAUAUGGUGCAAUAUUUGAAAGCGACAAAACGAGAAGCCAUUGCAAAUGAAGCAAUACGGUAUAAAGAAAUCCUAACACCCGAUGAAGGUUCCGAGUAUAACAAGCUGAUUGAAAUAAAUCUGAGCACAUUAGCACCACAUGUUAAUGGACCAUUUACUCCGGAUUUGGCACAUCCAAUUGAUGUUCUUGGGAAAAAUGCACAGGCAAAUGAUUGGCCAUUGGAAAUUAAAGUCGGUCUCAUUGGUUCUUGCACGAAUAGUUCUUACGAAGAUAUGACACGCGCUGCAAAUAUUGCGAAACAGGCUCUUGACAAAGGACUGAAGGCGAAAGCGAAAUUUACAAUAACACCUGGAAGCGAACAGAUUCGAGCAACUAUGGAAAGAGAUGGCUUGACGGAGAUUUUCAAAAAUUUUGGUGGCAUAGUACUCGCAAAUGCUUGCGGUCCUUGUAUUGGUCAGUGGGAUAGGAAAGAUGGGGAAAAAAAUACAAUUGUAACUUCGUAUAAUCGCAAUUUUACUGGUCGGAACGAUGCAAAUCCAGCAACUCAUGCAUUUGUUACUUCACCUGAAUUGGUUACUGCCUUGACUCUAGCAGGACGGCUUGAUUUCGAUCCACGAACCGAUGAGCUUGAAACUCCAAGCGGCAACAAAUUCAAGUUGCAACCACCAAAUGGUCAUAGCCUACCACCAAAAGGUUAUGAUCCAGGUGUGAAUUAUUAUCAGGCUCCAUCAGGACAUGGUAGUGUUAUGGUCAAUGAAAACAGCGAACGUUUACAACUCCUGAAACCGUUCGGUCCUUGGAAUGGGCAAGAUUUGGAAAAUAUGUUGAUAUUAAUUAAAGUAAAAGGAAAGUGUACAACGGAUCACAUCAGUGCUGCUGGACCUUGGCUAAAAUUCCGUGGUCAUCUGGAUAAUAUUUCAAAUAAUCUGUUCUUGACUGCUGUUAAUGCGGAAAAUAAUGAGAUGAACAAGGUUCGCAAUCAUUUGACGGGCAAAUAUGAUACGGUAGCUCAAACGGCGCGUCACUACAAGUCGGAAGGAGUAGCUUGGGUAGCAGUAGGUGACGAAAACUAUGGUGAAGGUUCAUCACGUGAACAUGCAGCUUUGGAACCUCGGCAUCUUGGUGGAUAUGCGAUUAUCGUAAAAAGUUUUGCUCGGAUUCACGAAACAAAUUUGAAAAAGCAAGGCAUGCUUCCCCUGACAUUUACUGAUCCAAAUGAUUACGAUAAAGUUAAGCCGGACGACAAGAUGUCGAUUGUUGGUUUGAAAGAUUUUGCACCUGGCAAGCCAUUAAAGUGCAUCGUGAAACAUGCUGAUGGCAAAGAAGAGGAGAUCUGGCUAUCUCACAGUUUCAACGCCUCUCAAAUCGAAUGGUUUAAGGCUGGCUCAGCACUGAAUCACAUGAAAGCAAUGAAGAAAGAAUGA
Molecule: messenger RNA, 2343 nt
Organism: Loa loa (African eye worm)
Lineage: Eukaryota; Metazoa; Nematoda; Chromadorea; Rhabditida; Onchocercidae
Product: aconitate hydratase
Exons: 15
Coding region: 19-2343 (774 amino acids)
Biological process (GO): tricarboxylic acid cycle
Cellular component (GO): cytosol; mitochondrion
Molecular function (GO): aconitate hydratase activity; 4 iron, 4 sulfur cluster binding
Source: RefSeq, a predicted model, not a curated record